UGUGGCCGGAGCCUCUGCGGCGGGGGCCGCGGUUUGGGCGUGAGUGGAGGGAACCCCAGUAGCAGGUGUUGGCUGGGCCCGAAACCAUGGACGUGGGUGAACUUCUGAGCUACCAGCCCAACAGAGGCACAAAACGUCCCCGGGAUGAUGAGGAAGAAGAACUGAAAAUGCGGCGGAGACAAGCUGGCACUCGAGAACGCGGCCGCGGCCGAGAAGAGGAGACGAGUGUGGCAGAAGAAGCCGAUGAUGACAAAAAAAGACUCCUUCAGAUUAUUGACAGAGAGGGUGAGGAGGAAGAGGAAGAGGAGGAACCACUGGAUGAAAGCUCAGUGAAGAAAAUGAUCCUUACAUUUGAAAAAAGAUCAUACAAAAACCAAGAGUUGCGGAUCAAGUUUCCAGACAACCCAGAGAAGUUUAUGGAAUCCGAGCUGGACCUAAAUGACAUCAUUCAGGAGAUGCACGUGGUGGCUACUAUGCCAGACCUAUACCACUUGCUGGUGGAGCUGAAUGCCGUGCAGUCUCUUCUAGGGCUACUUGGACACGAUAAUACAGAUGUGUCCAUAGCUGUGGUUGAUUUGCUUCAGGAGCUAACAGACAUCGACACCCUCCACGAGAGUGAAGAGGGAGCGGAAGUACUCAUCGAUGCUCUGGUGGAUGGGCAGGUGGUCGCGCUGCUCGUGCAGAACCUGGAGCGCCUGGAUGAGUCUGUGAAAGAAGAGGCGGACGGCGUCCAUAACACUCUCGCUAUCGUGGAAAACAUGGCAGAGUUCCGGCCUGAGAUGUGCACGGAGGCCGCCCAGCAGGGCCUCCUGCAGUGGCUGUUGAAGAGGCUGAAGGCAAAGAUGCCUUUCGAUGCCAACAAACUGUAUUGUAGUGAAGUGCUGGCCAUAUUGCUCCAGGACAACGAUGAAAACAGGGAAUUGCUUGGGGAGCUAGAUGGAAUCGAUGUGCUUCUUCAGCAGUUAUCCGUGUUUAAAAGACACAACCCUAGCACAGCCGAGGAGCAGGAGAUGAUGGAGAAUCUGUUUGAUUCACUCUGUUCCUGCCUAAUGCUCAGUUCCAAUCGCGAGCGCUUCCUGAAGGGCGAGGGGCUUCAGCUGAUGAAUCUCAUGCUCAGAGAAAAGAAGAUCUCCCGGAGCAGUGCCCUAAAAGUGCUGGACCAUGCCAUGAUCGGACCUGAGGGCACGGACAAUUGCCACAAGUUUGUUGAUAUUCUUGGCUUACGAACCAUCUUUCCCCUCUUUAUGAAAUCUCCCAGGAAGAUCAAGAAAGUGGGAACCACCGAGAAGGAACAUGAAGAGCAUGUCUGUUCGAUCCUGGCUUCCCUCCUGCGGAACCUGAGAGGGCAGCAGCGAACCCGGCUUCUGAGUAAAUUCACUGAAAAUGACAGUGAGAAGGUGGACAGACUGAUGGAGUUGCAUUUUAAAUACUUGGACGCAAUGCAGGUGGCGGACAAGAAGAUUGAAGGGGAAAAGCAUGACAUGGUCCGGCGUGGAGAGAUCAUAGACAACGACACGGAGGAUGAGUUCUACCUCCGGCGCUUGGACGCGGGGCUCUUUGUCCUUCAGCACAUCUGCUACAUCAUGGCGGAGAUCUGCAAUGCCAGCGUGCCCCAGAUUCGCCAGAGGGUCCACCAGAUCCUGAACAUGCGAGGGAGCUCCAUCAAGAUCGUCAGGCACAUCAUCAAGGAGUACGCGGACAACAUCGGCGACGGCCGGAGCCCGGAGUUCCGGGAGAACGAGCAAAAGCGCAUCCUGGGCUUGCUGGAGAAUUUCUAGAGACCCCGAGGCCUCGGGCGGCACGGACUCUCUCUGGGCCUCCCCCCGGAAAGUUUUUACACAGCUCCAUGUGACUUUUGGACGAAUUAAAGCUAGUUUUGGUA
This is a messenger RNA of Hyaena hyaena (striped hyena), 1882 nucleotides long. It is a transcript of the gene CTNNBL1, whose product is annotated as catenin beta like 1. The coding region runs from base 87 to 1778 and encodes 563 amino acids. NCBI's taxonomy places the organism in Eukaryota, Metazoa, Chordata, Mammalia, Carnivora, Hyaenidae. Gene Ontology annotation, cellular component: spliceosomal complex. The transcript has 16 exons. The record is from RefSeq and is a predicted model, not a curated record.